Pyrus x bretschneideri (Chinese white pear) is the source of this 792-nucleotide messenger RNA. Its product is annotated as expansin-A7-like. NCBI's taxonomy places the organism in Eukaryota, Viridiplantae, Streptophyta, Magnoliopsida, Rosales, Rosaceae. The record is from RefSeq and is a predicted model, not a curated record. Bases 1 to 792 code for a protein of 263 amino acids. Gene Ontology annotation, biological process: plant-type cell wall organization. The transcript has 3 exons. Gene Ontology annotation, cellular component: extracellular region.
AUGGCGUCUUUCCUUCCUUCGUCGAGCCUCAGCUUCCUUCUCAUGUCAUUGAUGCUGGUAACCAUUAGCACAACAGUGGUUGCAAAGGUCGUUUACCGGCCGAGUCCAUGGAACCUUGCCCACGCUACUUUUUACGGUGAUGAGACAGCCUCCGAGACUAUGGGAGGAGCUUGCGGUUAUGGAAACUUGUUCAGUAAUGGGUAUGGUACAGAUACAGCAGCAUUGAGCUCAACACUAUUCAACAACGGAUAUGCUUGCGGAACUUGUUACCAGAUAAAAUGUUACGGGACAAGUGCAUGCUUUGGAAAUGUUGAAUUCACCACCGUCACCGCCACCAACCUUUGUCCGCCAAACUGGUCCGAGGACUCCAAUGCCGGAGGCUGGUGCAACCCUCCCCGCACCCAUUUCGACAUGGCCAAACCUGCCUUCAUGAAAAUUGCUCAGUGGAAGGCCGGCAUUGUUCCCGUCAUGUAUCGCAGAGUGCCGUGCAUGAGGUCGGGCGGCCUUCGAUUCUCUUUCCAAGGAAACGGGUACUGGUUGUUGGUGUAUGUGAUGAAUGUGGGAGGAGGAGGUGACAUUGCAAGCAUGUGGGUGAAAGGAAGCAGAUCAGGGUGGAUACAAAUGAGCCAUAACUGGGGAGCUUCAUACCAGGCAUUUGCAACCUUGAAAGGCCAAGCUCUCUCUUUCAGGCUAACUUCCUACACAAGCAAAGAGACUAUAAUUGCCUGGAAUGUUGCUCCUUCAAGCUGGAAUGUGGGUUUGACUUACAAUUCAAAUACCAACUUCCAUUGA